AUGGCAGAAUGCAUUAAAAAAUAUGGGAAAUCUUUUCUCCCUUAUAAUUCUCUGGUUCGAAAAUCAUAAAAUUUAAAAUCGGAUGCUUCGUUUGAUCCUGUUUAAUCUUGUGUUGUUGAAUCUAAAGUUCCAGACACACAAGGAGACGCAAUCUAAUUCAUUACAAGUGAUAUCCCAACUAUCUAAAAAAUGAUUCAAUCCCAAUAAAAUUCAAAGGUAGCCUCGAAAUUAUCUUAAGAUGGAGGAAUCGAAUUAUCGUAGGAUAGUCACAAAUAUUUAGAACUACUUAUAUCAAAUUCUCUUGAUAGCAAAUUGCUUUAAAGACCUCUUCUCUUAUCCCCAGCUUAACAGCAAUACUUGAAUUAACUUGGCACAUUAAUUAGCCAAUCGCCUAAUGGUUCAUUUUGUCCAUUCUUGAACAUAAAUUAAAAGGAAAAGCAGCUGUUGCAAUUAAACCUUGAAUAAUAACAAAAUAUAUCAAGUAUCUAUAACAACACAUGUCAAUCCAACUAAUUCUGCAAACAAUCAAACAUUUUAAAGCCUAAAGCAAUAAAAUAAGAUUUACAUUUCAAAAAGGAAGAAAUAAAAUUUCUGAAUUUAGAGGAAUCUUGUCAAAGUGAGGUUAUAAAAUAGGAAGAAAGCAGUUGGAAUGAACUCCCUUAACCACAUAAGAUGAAAAAACAUAGUAAAAAACUCAUGUCAAUUGAUAGUUCUGAAUCCUUCAAAGUAAUAAGGAAAAAAAAAGAAAAGAAAAUAAAUGAUACCAAAAACAUUACUAAGAAUUUUUCAAAAGCAAUAAUCUCAUAUAUCAUGAAUAAUCCAGAUUUACUUAAAUAAUUCUUCUCAUCUAAGUAGUAUGAAGACUUUCUGGUUUUGCUGAAAAAUAAAAAAAAUUAAAUGACGAAUAUAAAAUAGUUAAGAGAUCUAUGGAUUGAUGGGGGCAAGUCUUCCGAGUUUAACAAAGUCUUUCGAAUUAUAAGUUAAUACUUUCUAAAGAAUCAGUCAGUAGCUUAUGUUUAUAACUCUAGAAUAUCUAAUACUAUAUGGCAUCUUAAGUAUAGACAAAAUUUAUUGAGAGCUUUAAAAGAACCUGAGAAUUUUAGAUUCAUUAAGGAUUUAUGA
Molecule: messenger RNA, 1122 nt
Organism: Paramecium tetraurelia
Lineage: Eukaryota; Ciliophora; Oligohymenophorea; Peniculida; Parameciidae
Exons: 2
Source: RefSeq, a predicted model, not a curated record